Molecule: messenger RNA, 1602 nt
Organism: Durotheca rogersii
Lineage: Eukaryota; Fungi; Ascomycota; Sordariomycetes; Xylariales; Xylariaceae
Exons: 2
Coding region: 1-1602 (533 amino acids)
Source: RefSeq, a predicted model, not a curated record
AUGGAGUCCUCCCCCCUGAUCAAGGCGCACGAUCACGCGAGAGCCGCCUCCAUCGCAACCCAGACCUCCGACACCACCGUGGCGGUCAAUGAACACACUAGGGCCGCCGGAGAGUUCGCCAACGCCGCCAAGAAUACCAGUAGCGUCGAAGCCUUGCGCACCCUGAAGCUGCUCGAGCAACAUCACCGGAGGCUUUCCGAAAUUCUUCAGAUCCCGGGCAAGCAUCCAGCCUCUCAGCCGACCUCCGAAGAUGGCUCGCAAGGUAGCGAGAAGGACGAAGCCGCGCCUGGCGUAACCCUCAUAUUGCCAGCCGCGAAGCCCGAGAUUGGUGGUGCUUCGAGCGAGAAGAAUGCCCAGCCGAUGCCAACUCUCCCCAAGCAGCCGAGAUACCCCGCGCGCGAUCUAGGUGCUUCCAUUGCCAGCAAUCUCGCCUCCGCUCGCGGCAUCCGCUCCAAAUAUAGGACCCAGCCCUUGAUCCCGAGCGUCUCUAACACCGAGGCUCCUGGCAACAUGGAGACUGCGUCGCGGAGGAGCGGGCCGAGGACCAAAAUGCAAAGCAUGCUCGACAAUUCCGACAAGCCCAAUGUGGCGCUUCCGUCGGACAGGGAAAGGCUUGCUAAGUAUUCUGGCUCAGGCCUGCCGGCCGGGAUCCCCAACAAGGAGCGGGCGGAGAGUGCAACCAGCGGGGUUGACGAAGGCUUCUCCCGGUUCUACAGCGCAUUUGGCAGCAUUAUAAAUAGGAUUUCUGCGCCGCUCGCCUUUGCAGGACUGCCUCUGAUCAGCGAGGAGCAGACUGAGGAACCCGCCCCCGUUCCUGAGUCGCCGGCACAGAAGCGUAACAAGGUCAGGGUAUCCGCUUCCUUUCCCGCCGAACCGGACCUGAGGAAACUAUACUCGAAGGCGGCCCUCAGAGCGGUGUCCCGCGACGGGCCGUCGGCCAAUGACUCCUUCUACGUCGUGCCAACUAGCGGUCAUACAGCCUCGUACGCCAGCAUCCUGACUUUUGCCGAUAAAGAGAAGCGCCGGAUGGAGGCGGUCGCCCAAGGCGUGCCGGGAAAUCUACUGGAGGAAGUGGACGAGGACGACUUCGUCGACGCCAGGGAAUCCCAGGUCCCCCGCUCGCCCGCGCUCCAGAAGCUAACCGGCAAGACCCGUUCGGAGCGAGGGCUCACCAACGUGGUCGAGGAGCUCUAUCUCGAGAACAAGAGCCUAAAGGACAUGCUCGACAAGCUGAGUAAACGCCUCCACGCGUUCGAGUCCAUGUCGCAGAACUCGGGUAUGAGGCUGGCGGAGAGCAUGCGACUUAUGCGCCCCGCGUCACCCCUCGCAUCCGGUGGCGGCGGCGGGACUAGUAAGCUCGCUGCCGCGUCGGCAGACGAGACGCUGGCGAAGCGGACCCAGGAGCUGGAGGAGCAGGUGCAGCUGCUGGGGAGGCGGAACGAUGAGCUGCGGAAAGAGAACAACAAGCUAAAGACAAACCUCGACCGAUACCGGGAUAAGUGGGAGCAGCUCAAGGCGGGCGCCAAGGCUCGGCGGGCAAGCGGUAUCCAGGGUAGUUCCGAGGCAGCGGAUGAUGGCACGAGGUCUCCCAGUCUAGGUUGA